AUGGCGCUACGAGAGACGGAGGACAUCGAUAAACCAAAAACGAACAAGCGCAGCUACAGGUUUGUGAAGCUGCCGAACCACCUGUCUGUUUGGCUAGUCAGCGACCCGGCGGCAGACCUGGCCUCUGCCGCUCUGGACAUCAAUGUAGGCUCUUACUUCGAUCCCCCGCCCGUCGAAGGCUUGGCGCAUUUCUGCGAGCACAUGCUAUUCCUCGGAACGGAGAAGUUUCCGGAUGAAACGGAAUAUUCCAACUUCAUCAAGCAGCACGGAGGCUGCACCAACGCGUACACUGAGCACACGCACACGAACUACCACUUUUCGUUUUUCAUUGCGCCACUUUCCACCGAAAUUGCGGCGGAGAGGGAACUAAAUGCCGUCGACAGCAAGUUUCGACUUCGACUCGUGAACGACUUCAUUCGCCGCUGGCAGCUGCUCCACAAACUGGCAAAUCCUGACCACCCCUUCAAUCGGUUCUCGUGCGGGAACCAGGUGUCUCUACAGGAGGUUCCGAAGGCACUCGGAGCCGACGUUCGGCACGAGUUGCUGGCUUUCCACAAAACGUGGUACAGUGCGAACAUCAUGACGCUUGUUGGCCUCGGAACAGAUUCUCUGGAUUGUCUCCAGGGCAUGGUAGAGAAGUACUUCGGAACGAUCAAAGACAAGCAAGUGCCUGUGCGUCCCUCCAGGGCCAUUGUGGACCCGAGCGUCCCCGUGUUUCGGCGUCACGAAGACCUGCAACAAGUUGUCUACAUUGUGCCGAUCAAAGAUCAGAGGGAAAUCCACUUCGAGUUUGUUCUGCCCCCGCAAAUAGACGCCUGGAGAACCAAGCAUAGCCGCAUCUUCUAUAUUUCCAUCGAACUUACGGAACAAGGCGCCUCUGAUGCCGGGCUGCAAAGAGUCGAGGAUCUGGUCUUCCUUUACCUGAGCUUGCUUCGUACGUCGCGUGUCCAGGAGUGGGUUUUCGAGGAAUCUCGGUGGUUGGCGGAAAUGGGAUUUCGUUUUGCAGACACCGAGAAUCCGUUGCCAUUCUGUGUGGUGCACGCGAAACAUCUUCACCGCUAUCCUCCUGAGUGA
This is a messenger RNA of Toxoplasma gondii ME49, 1074 nucleotides long. RefSeq names its product peptidase M16 inactive domain-containing protein. The record is from RefSeq and is a predicted model, not a curated record. Gene Ontology annotation, biological process: peptide catabolic process. Gene Ontology annotation, cellular component: mitochondrion; cytosol. Gene Ontology annotation, molecular function: metal ion binding; metalloendopeptidase activity. The transcript has 4 exons. Bases 1 to 1074 code for a protein of 357 amino acids. Lineage: Eukaryota; Apicomplexa; Conoidasida; Eucoccidiorida; Sarcocystidae.